UGACACUAAAAUAAUCUCUUUUAGUUUGCGUUACGCCAGGAAAGAGUCUUCUCUUUCUCUCAAUUGUGUUGCCUCCUUCAUUUUCUUGAGAUCGUUACAGCUGCGUGGAAGAUUGACGGAUUAUAAAGGGACACUCUUUCUCCUUGCUUUGGCGAAUCCAUUCGAAGAUCACGGUGAGUGAGUGAUGGGAAAUGAAGAUAUCAUUCAAGAGGUUUGUUCUUCAGGGGAUAUGGUGACGAAUCUGAAGGCGUCCAUAAGAGAAUUGAGUGGGAAAGUGAGGGAACAGAAUCAGAGAAAAUGUGAUGUUAGGGAUAAGCUGCAGCAGCUGCGAGAAAGAAUAAACGCUGAAGGUGUUGAUGUCUCAGUCCAGGAGGAGUUGCUACCUCCUUUGAGAUCUCUUAAGGAAUUAGAAAAACAGGAAUCUGAAGUCCGGUCUAAUUGCGAUGCUAAGCGUUCUGCGUUAGAAGAUGCAGUUUGUGAUUUGGAGGAGAGAGUCGCAAAGGGUGAGAUUCCUGAGGAAGAUUUGGAUGUUUUGUUGGUUGAAUCACUGGAUCAUCUGACUUCAGCAAAGAAGGAGCUUGCAGCAACGCUAAGAGAAAUAGUGUCUCUGAAGCGACAGAUUGAUGAUGUACCAUGCCAAUCUGAACUCCUCCAGUAUGAAAGAAGAUUCUCAGAGCUUAAUGUUUGUAUCCAGGAGAAGCUUCAACAAACUAGGAAGCUCUAUGGGACAUACAAUGCUCUUUUAGAAAUAAAAGACUUGAUGCUAAAGGAGAUAUCAUUACUUAAUUCAAUAGGUUCGCAGUUUCAAGACGUGAUUGGUACUCCUGCUGGCCGUGUGAAGUCAAUUGAUUCAAUGGAAGGAGUCAUGAAAGGAAUCCAACAGAAGCUAGGAAAGGUACAACUUGGUCUUCAAGAAGAGCAGAGACGCUGUGAUGCUUCAAAGGAAAAGUACACCGCUGCAGCUGCAGAGCAAAGAAAAUGUUAUACUGUACUAAGAGCCUUCCAGGAAGAAUGCACUAGAAAUGACAGGCUGAGGAGUCAAGUAUCUGGCUCGAAACAAGGGAUGUAAUAAGGUGGUUUAAACGUGAUUCUCUUUUGAUUUGCUGUAUCCAUAUGCUCAGCAUUAGACACGGGGAAAAAUAUGAAAAUCUAUAUGCAUAGAAACAACAUUGGUUGACCAAUUGGGUUAUAUAUUAGCUAUGGAAAACUAUUAUACUCUACUCAUUGAGGAAGAAGAUAUAUGUUUGAAUACAAACCUCGGAAA
Brassica oleracea var. oleracea is the source of this 1264-nucleotide messenger RNA. Its product is annotated as coiled-coil domain-containing protein 93. Bases 185 to 1069 code for a protein of 294 amino acids. The record is from RefSeq and is a predicted model, not a curated record. Gene Ontology annotation, biological process: Golgi to plasma membrane transport. The transcript has 10 exons. Lineage: Eukaryota; Viridiplantae; Streptophyta; Magnoliopsida; Brassicales; Brassicaceae.